UCUUCUCCGUAUUCCUCCCAUCAUUCGUGUCGGUGUCGGGGUUUCCAGCGCGAGAAAAAUCCACCAGGCAUUUUGCACUCAUUUUUGUGCCCGAGAUAAAAGCAGGGUUGCCGGUUGUGUGCCGUACGGGAAGUGAAUCUUGCACAGUUUGUUGCGCUGCGUAUUCCGAUCGAACCAUGGCCGAUUUGGAUGAUUUUUUCGCAAAGAAAGACAAAAAGAAGGGAAAGGCGAAAAAGUUUGGCACCGCCGAGGAGAUAGCCAAGAAGCUAGAUGACACGUCGAAGAAGGUCGUCGAAAGUAAGAUGAAGAUGAAACCCAUCGAUCUGACCGACGGAAGGCACGAGGCGCACGAUCAUGAUGACGAAUGGAGGGUGGUGGAGGAGACGAAGAAGGAUUACAGUGGACUGAAACUGGCACAGCUAUCGAUAGACGAUGAGGGUAAUCAGAUCGAUUCGGAAAAUGCUGGCGAUAUGAACGAUGGGAACUACGACGCCAGGGGCAGGGAAGGUGAGGACCGCGAUCUGACCAAACCGUGGAACAAAGUGGACGCAAAUGCGGCGGCCAAAGAGAAGAUCGUUGCUCCGGAACCGGCCGCUACCACAAGCAAUAUCUACAUCAGUCCAGCUAUGAAAAAUCUGAUGGCAAAACAAAAACAAAAGAAAGGAAUCGCACCGGAUCUGCAGAGCGAGGAGUAUUUCCCCACCCUAGGCCAGGAAAAGCCGGCCGAUGCGCCGAAACAGCCGAAACCGGACCCCACGUUCGAGGAGGUAAAGCACGGCAUGCGAGCGAAACCGGUCGAACAGUCCGCCACUAGCCAGAUCAGCAUCGGUAACCGGUACAACACGCUGAACAACGAUGCGAGCUAGGGGACAACGUGCCAGAAUCGCUCAGUAUAUCGUUUUACCUUCUUAUACUACUACUGCUACAGCUACUACAGAGCUACUACUACUGCAUCCAUGAUGCGGCUACUUCGUUUUUGUACUCUCUGUUAACAGCAUUUUUGGUGCCUUCGGUCAUUUCGUUUGUUGCCCUGGGGUUUUUUUUGGCCGUAGUCUGUGCUGGAUUUUUGUUCUAUUUUUUUUUCUUUCCCUCCGUUUUUGUUAUACUUCUGCCUCCUGACCAGUUAAGUAAGGCACACAUAAACACCCAUCGUGAUGCGCGCGCAAUGUGACAGAUAACAUGAUAAUGAAUUGGAAUUAUCCUUCAAAACAAACACACACACACACAAAACACACAGUGAUUUCCUGGUGCGUUGGUUUUGGUUUACCAAUACGCCGUACUACUACUACUACUACUACUGCCCAAGAUUGUAUAAUAGCAACAUAAAGUAAAGUCAAAACUGAACCUCGAAAUGGCUUAAAUACACAGACAGGAACACAAUACACUCUGGUACAUAUGGAAAAGAUA
This is a messenger RNA of Anopheles stephensi (Asian malaria mosquito), 1407 nucleotides long. RefSeq names its product protein CDV3 homolog. The record is from RefSeq and is a predicted model, not a curated record. Lineage: Eukaryota; Metazoa; Arthropoda; Insecta; Diptera; Culicidae. Bases 177 to 866 code for a protein of 229 amino acids. The transcript is spliced from 3 exons. Gene Ontology annotation, cellular component: cytoplasm.